Cyprinodon tularosa is the source of this 1192-nucleotide messenger RNA. RefSeq lists its product as uncharacterized. NCBI's taxonomy places the organism in Eukaryota, Metazoa, Chordata, Actinopteri, Cyprinodontiformes, Cyprinodontidae. The transcript has 4 exons. The record is from RefSeq and is a predicted model, not a curated record. The coding region runs from base 394 to 1101 and encodes 235 amino acids.
UUCAUGACUCUCUGAGCAUUUAGCCAUUUGUUCCACAUCAAGCGGUCUCUUCCUCUUCUUCUGAGCUAAACUGACAUGACAAACUUUGAUCAGUUCAGAUAAAUAAAGCAGAGCCUGUAAUUCUCACCUGCCUGCUUUUAUUGAGCCUUAACAUAUAAAGAUGAUUAAACCAGAAUCCCUCUAAGAAUCUUAUCUUUUUAUUUACCCUUAUUUUUUUUUAAAUAUACAUUUUUUUAAAGGAAAAACCAUACAGAUAAAUAUUUGUUCACACAAAGAAAAAUAGUUGGUUCUUCAGGAUCGUCAUCCUAAAGCGUGAAGCAGAAGAAAGCAGAAGCUGCCCUCACCCCAUCCUGAACAUUUGAGCUUUUGAAGAGCGAAUCAUUCCCGCUGAUCAUGCAACCGGCUUCCCUCUCACUCAUCCUGAUUGCCUUACAUGUUUCUGUAAGAGUGGAUGGGAGGCCAAGGCUCCAGCAUCUACAGCGACGUCAACACCAGACAGGAAGCUCAGACCAAGGAGCCCAUGCAGGGCUGUCUGCUGGUUCAACACAUUUCUACGCAGAUCGGAACGGAUCAGUGAGAAAUGGUCUCCAUAGAGACAACCUGGUCAUUCUACCAGUAACAACAGAGCCAGUCAACUUUGUGAUGAUCUUCGAUUUGAGGAGGAAGCAGUUCUUGUGUGUAGACAUAAAGGGACAGCUGUACAAGUCUAGGCAAAAGGAUAGAAGACGUUGUCCUUUCUGGCAUGUUUGGCUCAAUCUCGCUGAGCACCCUGACAUGUUUUCCUUUGAGAGCGAGAAAUGGUGGCUCAAACUGGGUGGGCGGGAUCUGAGGGUGGUUCACCGGGCACCGCCAGAGGGUUCCUCAGCCCUGCUGAAGAGGUUAGUUAAGAGGCAGAGAAGGAGUGAGGAGGUGAACCCAUCCGACCCUCUGAGAACAGAGUCCCAUCCUGCACCUCCUGCAAAGGAUGCAGAACAAAAUCCAGCAGGGGCCCAGUCCAAGGAAACCAUCACAUCCUGCGAUGACCCCCUGCAGGUCUUAAGGCCCCCUGGACACGGCAGCCCCGUAAAGACCAACAUCGAAGACCGGGCAGAACAUGAAUAAAGCACUGGACCCAUGGGUGCCGAGUGAAAAAAAAAAAAAGAAGAUAAAAGUCUUUAUGUCUGACAUGAAAUGUUUAUGGGCCUGAAUAUUG